AUGACAAAGUUAGAAAAAGUAGUUUUUUGGUACAUUCUCUUGCUUCUUCCUGCUAUAGUAUUAGGAGAAUGUACUUGUGAUUCUGAGGAUGAAGAAAGAAACAAACCUGAAGCACUGAAAUAUAAAAUGGUAGCAAUCGCUUCCAUUUUGAUUGCCAGUGCAAUUGGGGUUUGUAUUCCUGUACUAGGAAAAGCAAUUCCAGCUUUGAGCCCAGAGAAGAAUUUCUUCUUCAUAAUCAAAGCUUUUGCUGCUGGUGUGAUCCUCGCGACAGGGUUUAUACAUGUACUCCCUGAUGCAUUUGAAAGCUUAACAUCGCCAUGUUUGAAAGAGAAUCCGUGGGGAAAUUUUCCAUUCAGUGGAUUUAUCGCAAUGGUUUCUGCAAUGGGAACUCUAAUGGUGGACACUUAUGCAACUUCAUAUUUCAGUAACAAAAAUGAUACGAAAAAUGGAUUGGUGGCUCAGUCUGGAGAUGAAGGAGGAGCUAUACAUGUUCAUUCACAUGGCCAUGCACAUGGUUCAUCAUCACUGCUGGGUGAUUCUAGUUCCGAGCUCCUUCGUUAUCGUGUUGUAUCUCAGGUAUUGGAAAUGGGGAUAAUAGUGCAUUCUGUGAUAAUAGGAAUAGCUUUGGGUGCUUCUGAAAGUCCCAAAACCAUAAGGCCUCUUGUUGGUGCUUUGACUUUUCAUCAAUUUUUCGAAGGCAUGGGACUUGGUGGAUGCAUUGCUCAGGCAAAAUUCAAGACUCGGGCAGUGGCAAUAAUGGCUUUAUUUUUCUCACUUACAACUCCAGUGGGUAUUGCAAUUGGACUAGGAAUAACAAAUGUUUACGAUGAAAACAGUCCAACGGCUCUCAUUGUGGAAGGAGUAUUUAAUUCAGCAUCAGCUGGUAUCUUGAUUUAUAUGGCAUUAGUUGAUUUUUUGGCUGCUGAUUUUAUGCAUCCAAGAAUGCAAGGCAAUGGAAAACUUCAAUUAGGUGCCAAUGUUUCACUUCUUCUUGGUGCUGGACUCAUGGCUCUCAUAGCCAAAUGGGCUUAAUUUGAUCAACACUGAUUAUUAUCAAUUUCACAUUAUUUGUCUUUUUCUUUUAAAUUUUUUUCUGUCUUAUCUCUUGACAGAGUGUUAUACAGGAUGUGACUGUAAUUUUUUUGAUUUUGC
Messenger RNA from Nicotiana tabacum (common tobacco), 1152 nucleotides. RefSeq names its product zinc transporter 5-like. Gene Ontology annotation, molecular function: zinc ion transmembrane transporter activity. The record is from RefSeq and is a predicted model, not a curated record. Gene Ontology annotation, biological process: zinc ion transmembrane transport. Gene Ontology annotation, cellular component: plasma membrane. NCBI's taxonomy places the organism in Eukaryota, Viridiplantae, Streptophyta, Magnoliopsida, Solanales, Solanaceae.